AUGCCGUCUGCAGAACGACCAGCGUCGCCAGUCGAUAAGGACGACAAGGGCGGGAAAAAGUCUGGCUCGUCAUCGUCGAAGACGAAGGACCUUUCCCACGUUCCAUGCAAGUUCUUCAAGGUCGGCUCGUGCACUGCAGGCUCUUCUUGCCCCUUCUCGCACAGCGCUGCGGAGCCAGGCGCCCACAAAGAUGUCUGUGCUUGGUUCGUCAAGGGCAACUGCAAGUUUGGCCACAAGUGUGCGUUAGCGCAUAUCUUGCCGGGUCAGAGCAUGUCGAUGGACCGGAAAAACAAGAAGGCGGCUCAGAUUGCUGCUGGGGCGACCAAAGGCGCUGGUGGAGGGGAGGCCAAGUCAGGGAGAGGAAACAACCGACGAGACACUGGUGGAAGCAAGCUCCUUGCUGUUGGUGGUGGUGGUGGCCGUGGAAGACCCCCAAUGAGUAUGCCAUUGAAAGCAAGCAUCUCGCCGUCGGUUCCAGCUCCCCCUCUCAAGGACACCGACUUUGCGGCGCUUGACGAGACAGCACCCCUUCCAAAUGCCCCAGCCCGGAACAAGUCUCCGUCACCAACACUUCCUGUUUCGGCUCCUCGUCGGCCAAGUGCGAGUACUUCCCCAGGGAAAGACUUCGGCCCCAUUGGCUCUCCACCGACCUCUCCUUCCCGUAACCCCUCCGGAACUCCACCCACAAACGGCAUGUUAUCGACAUCGCCUUUCUCUGCCCCCGGAUCUUCCUCUGUUUUCCUCAACUAUCCUGAUCGUAACAAGGGUAUUGCAGCCAGUCUUGGCGCUGGGCCUGCUGGCUGGGGCAACGCUACAUCAGGUUCUCCACUCCGUAGCUCCCUCCUAUCCGAUGAGCUUGCUAUCCCUCGUCGUAAACGAGAAGAUUCCAAUGAAGAUCUCGAGGACUUCAUUCCUGGCUCCCUCACCGACUUGCUCACUCCAGAAGAGCGCAAUCGGCGAAUGUCGCGAACCAACUCUGGCCAAUCCCCUGGUUUAAGCACCUCUCCUCGUGGCGGAAUUGGCGUCCCGCUUGCUCCUCCCCCUGUCACUGGCCAUCGCUAUUCCCGUUCAGUGCCCGCACCAUCCCUACUUGGUGGAGACCUUAAGUCUAUUUGGUCGAAUGACCAGUCCGCCAACUUGUCAACGUCGUACUCCUCGGCCACUUCUGGCCUCGACCACCCCGUUGGUACUCCCUCGUCAUUCGUGGACUCCAAUAUCCGUGGUCUUUCGCCAAGCAAUGCGAGUGGCGCCUUUUUACCCGGAAUACACCACUAUAUCGCACAGAACAAGCAACAACAACAUGGUGGCGCGCUAUCAUCGAAUGCAGCACUAACAAAUGGACCGCCAGGCCUAGCUGCAUAUCUCCAAAGUGGGCCCACUGGCCCACGAGACCUCAACGCGAACGACAAGGCUUACAUUCGCCCUAAUCCCUUCGACCUUACCCAGCAACCAUCCGCAUUGACCUCUAAUCUCUCUGCGCGGCUUGGUGCAAACAACAAUGUCGCUAACACCACUCUCGGGGCUGAUGCUCUUUCUCCUGCCUCGCGGGCACUACAGGCGCAUGCCCCUGGUCAAAGUCUUCCUCAAGGUCUCGCUGCUGGUUAUUCGCGGAUACACGCAUUACCACCAGUUGGGAGUGUCAGCAGCGGCGUAGGAAGCCCGUUGGGUGUCGGCAGCCCAAACGGCAUUGCGAUGGGGCACAACGGCAAUGGCACCGGACUGCAAAUGCGCGAUUGGGCAUCGAUGUCCGCUGGAAGCGCCAGCUUUGGGGGAAGUCCUGCGCCAAUCAGUCUUCUUGGUGGUCGUGGUGUACCGCCGGGUCUUUCCUCGCCGACAAACGCCGUGCCCUCCAAGCCGAAUGUCAACGCUAGUGCGAGUGGGCUUGAUGCGAUGUUUGCCAAGCUGUCGUAUUCCGCUGCUGCAAAUAAGAGCAGCGUGCCCAGCCAUCCGCCUGGGAUACCCAACCUACCUCCUGUUGCUCCGACGCAUCCCCCCGGUAUCCAGCGCGCUGGCGCUGGCGGAGGAGACGACGACGACCUCUUCGACUUCCACGAGUAA
Mycena indigotica is the source of this 2058-nucleotide messenger RNA. RefSeq lists its product as uncharacterized. The transcript is spliced from 2 exons. Gene Ontology annotation, molecular function: metal ion binding; ubiquitin protein ligase activity. Lineage: Eukaryota; Fungi; Basidiomycota; Agaricomycetes; Agaricales; Mycenaceae. Gene Ontology annotation, biological process: protein polyubiquitination. The record is from RefSeq and is a predicted model, not a curated record. Bases 1 to 2058 code for a protein of 685 amino acids.